AUUAUAAAGUGAGGUUAAAACCUACUCUGAGGUGAGGGCUAAAUGUUGGUUUUUGCCCUUUGUUUCUUACAAAUAAAACAUAUUCUUGUAGUGUUUGAGGAAACAGAGGUGAUUUUAUUUAUUUGGCUAUAAUAAUUGACACGUAUUGAGUACAUUUUUGUUAUUUGAUUAGGACUUGCUAGUCGCCGCGCAAUCUCUAGUUCCCUCACCGUCGCCGUCUCCAUUGAGCCUCAACCAUGGCCGGCGAUAGAGCCAUAAGCCUCGAGGAGAUCAAGACACAAUCAGUAGAUUUGGAACGGAUACCUGUAGAGGAAGUGUUGGAGCAGCUGAAAUGUACCAGGGCUGGACUGACUUCAGAGGAAGGAGCCCGUCGACUCCAAGUUUUUGGACCAAACAAACUAGAAGAGAAAAAGGAAAUACCUGAGAAGACAAAAGAUAGUUCAGGGGAACCAUGGCAGCUUAUUGGUUUGUUGCCUCUAUUUGAUCCUCCAAGGCAUGACAGUGCUGAAACCAUUAGAAUGGCUCAAAGCCUUGGCGUGGACGUUAAGAUGAUUACUGAUGAUCAGCUUGCCAUCGCCAAAGAAACUGGGAGGAGACUUGGAAUGGGAACGAACAGGUACCCUUCUUCCUCCUUGCCUUUUCUUCUUUUUUUGGGAAGGCCUUCCUCCUCGCUUUUUGAAGAUAAGGAUGCUUCAAUUGCUGCUGCUUUCCCUAUAAAUGAGUUCAUUGAGACCGCAGAUGGAUUUGCUGGAGUAUUACCAGAACACAAAUAUGAAAUUGUUAAGAGGCUGCAAGAGAGGAAACAUAUCUGUGGUAUGACUGGAGAUGGUGAUGCACCUGCUUUGAAGAAGGCUGAUAUUGGAAUUGCUGUUGCCAAUGCUUCAGAUGCUGCUAGAAGCGCAUCAGAUAUUGUCCUUACUGAACCAGGGCUUAGUGUCAUUAUAAGUGCGGUGCUAACUAGCAGGGCUAUUUACCAAAGGAUGAAGAACUACACAAUCUAUGCUGUUGCUGCUACCAUCCAUAUUGUGUUUAGUUUCCUUAUUAUUGCCUUGGUGUGGAAGUUUGACUUUGCUCCUUUUAUGGUCUUAAUUAUUGCCAUCCUAAAUGACGGGACAGUCAUGACAAUAUCAAGAGACAGAGUGAAGCCAUCUUCACAGCCUGACAGCUGGAAGCUGAAAGAGAUUUUCACUACUGGCAUUGUGCUCGGAGGAUACUUGGCCCACAUGACUCUAGUAUUUUUCUGGGCUAUAAGAAACACCAAGUUCUUCUCAGACAUGUUUUCUGUAAUUCUCCCUGAUAGUGUACAUAUUAAUAUUGUAUCUCAGUUUAAUUCUGAUGGUUUGUUUCUCUCUCAGACUCAAUAUGUCCGUGAUUUACUUGACAAGAGUGGUAUGGUUGAUUGCAAAGCAGUUUCCACUCCUUUAACACCUAAGCACAAACUUCAAGCUAAUGACAGUCCAUUAUGUUCAGAUGCUUCUCUUUAUCGUAGCUUGGUGGGAGCCUUACAGUAUUUGACCUUUACUCGGCCUGACAUUGCCUUUGCAGUAAAUCAGGUAUGUCAAUAUAUGCAUGUACCUACUGAGAAUCAUUUUCUUGCUGUGAAGCGUAUUUUACGCUAUUUGAAAGGUACCAUGCACCAUGGCCUACAAUUAUAUCAUGACUCUUUACCCUCUCUAAAUGCCUUUACGGAUGCUGAUUGGGCUGGUUGUUUGGAUACACGGCGUUCUACUUCUGGGUUUUGUCUGUUCUAUGGUCGUUCUCUUAUUUCCUGGUCUUCCAAGAAGCAAUCUACUGUUGCUCGUUCUCGUGCUGAGGCGGAAUAUCGAGCCCUUGCCAAUGCUGUUGCUGAAGUUCUUUGGGUAAAACAAUUAUUGGCUGAAUUGCAUCUUUUUCUUCCAUCUGCACCUACUGUCUUUUGUGACAAUCUUAGUGCUAUUUAUAUGACACUCAAUCCCAUUCAACAUCAACGAACCAAGCAUAUUGAGAUUGACAUUCAUUUUGUUCGAGAAAAAGUGGCUUCUCGCAUUGUUACACUUCAGCAUGUUUCUUCCUCUUUCCAGCGUGCUGACAUACUUACCAAGGCUCUCUCUGCACCAGCUUUUUGCUCUCAACGAUCCAAUUUGAGUGUGGUCUGCAACCCUGCUCAAAUUGCGGGGGGAUGAUAGUGUACAUAUUAAUAUUGUAUGUGAGGGUAGUCUAGUCUUUACACAAAUACAUGUGUAUAUAUAUACUGUAACCCUAUUUCAGUAUCAAUGAGAACGACUAUUGUCUUCACUCCCGAACCCACGGCAUGGUCCUUAUGGUAAUGAUCAGAAAAUUAUGGCAGCUUUAUACCUUCAAGUGAGUAUUGUGAGCCAGGCCCUUAUUUUUGUGACACGAUCCCCAAGCUGGUCCUAUGUUGAACGCCCCAGACUUCUGUUAG
Rubroshorea leprosula is the source of this 2422-nucleotide messenger RNA. The record is from the annotation of a GenBank genome assembly. NCBI's taxonomy places the organism in Eukaryota, Viridiplantae, Streptophyta, Magnoliopsida, Malvales, Dipterocarpaceae.